AUGGCGGGACCUGCCCCGGGUAUGAACGUUCCACCGGCACAACCCGUAAAUGUGGAAGAAGAUGAACUUACCAAACCAUACAAGCCGGUAGACGCAACGUUCCGAUCCAAAUUCACUCGUAGGAUCGCCGAAGCUCCUAUUAAGGAAAAACCCAAAAUGCCCCAAACGGUCGGCAAGUACGAUGGUCUCACCGAUCCCGACGACCAUCUCAAUUUAUUUAAGAGCGCCGGUGAAGUGGCCUGCUGGCCCAUGCCCCUAUGGUGCAAAAUGUUCGUACAAACUCUAGUGGGAGCGGCACGAGUCUGGUGGGACAGCCUGCCCACAGGCGAGAUAGACAGCUUUGAAGAUUUGGAAUCAAAGUUUAUCCUACAGUUUAGUCAGCAGCGCCGACAUACGAAAGAUAGAAACAAACUCCUUCAUAUUCGUCGUCGAGACAAUGAGACGGUAGAAAACUUUAUCAUGAGAUUCAACAAAGAAAGCCUGGCGAUCCCAGGCGUCACCAACGAUCUGGCGUGUGGAGCGUUCCUCCAAGGAGUCAACGAUGAUGAGCUAUUAAGAACGCUGCAUGGAAGGGAUGGUGUACCCCCAACCAUAGAUGAAAUACUGCGAAUAGCCAAAGUAUAUGUUUUACAAGAAAAAGCGGUAGCAGCCAGUCACGCAGCCAAUAGAAAGAAAGAAGCCCUAAAAAAUCAGGAGGAAAAAGAUCACCGGGGAUCCAAAAGCAAACAUAGGGGGGACCGACACCAGAGAAACGACAAAGACUCGCGAUACGACAGACACCGAAACUCCUAUUCGAGGAACGAGACGUCGAAACCUCGGUCUGAAUAUCCCAACUUAAGCAAGACCCCGGCUGAAAUUCUUGCCUCAGAAAACCUCAGGCUUAAUCCACCAAAGCCGUUGAAAGACAACCCUAACAAGGAUACGAGUAAAUACUACGAGUACCACAAGGGGAGCGGGCAUGACACCAACGACUGUUUUCAGCUUAAAAAGCAGAUCGAAUACUUCGUGAAGUCGGGUAAGUUGGCACACCUAGUGCGAGACAUCAAGCAAGGCCCGCCUGUGGUCAAGGAGGAGAAUGAUAAAGCGGCAGGCAAAAGGCCGCGUGAAUUGAACAUGGUGCACGCCGACACGGGAAGGGGGAAAAGCGGAGUUUCUCCACGCUCGAGCCUUGGAUGUUGGCAACAAUGA
Helianthus annuus (common sunflower) is the source of this 1188-nucleotide messenger RNA. RefSeq lists its product as uncharacterized. The record is from RefSeq and is a predicted model, not a curated record. NCBI's taxonomy places the organism in Eukaryota, Viridiplantae, Streptophyta, Magnoliopsida, Asterales, Asteraceae. Bases 1 to 1188 code for a protein of 395 amino acids. The transcript has a single exon.